Messenger RNA from Ostreococcus tauri, 525 nucleotides. Its product is annotated as Sybindin-like protein. Bases 1 to 525 code for a protein of 174 amino acids. Lineage: Eukaryota; Viridiplantae; Chlorophyta; Mamiellophyceae; Mamiellales; Bathycoccaceae. The record is from RefSeq and is a predicted model, not a curated record. Gene Ontology annotation, cellular component: TRAPP complex. The transcript has a single exon. Gene Ontology annotation, biological process: endoplasmic reticulum to Golgi vesicle-mediated transport.
AUGUCGACGACGACGCCGGUCGCGGGCGUCGCACACGCGGUGGACGCGCGAGCGCUCGGCGCUUGCGCGGCGAGCGCGAUGGCGCCGGGACGGAUCACCUCGGUGUGGGUGAUCAACAAGUCGGGUGGAUUGAUUUAUCACCGCGCGUUCGACGCGGUGGACGGGCGAGGGGAGACGCACGCGAUGCGAUUGGACGCCAACGCGACGCUGCGGUUGGCGAGCGUGUGGCACUCGAUGCACGCGAUCGCGCGAAAGGUUUCGCCCACGCGCGGGUGCGUGGGGAUAGAGAGCGUGGAGUGCGAUACGUUUGAUUUGUAUUGCUUUCAGGCGGAGACGGGGACGAAGAUCGUGAUGACGACGACGAAGGGAACGGUGGACGCGCGCGGGACGCUGCGCAGGGCGCACCAGGCGUUUUACGCCUACGCGCUGCAGAAUCCGUUUUAUGAGAUGGAGAUGCCGGUGCGGUGCGAGUUGUUCGACGCAGAGAUCGCAAACGUGGUGCGUUCGGUGAAUGAGCGGACGUAG